AUGACAUUAGUUUCGAAUCAAGAGCAAGGAAAUACUGACGUUGCAUCAUCACCAGCAUCAAUUCUAGGAAAAGAAGUACAAAAAGAUCCAGAAGAGAAAAAAAUGUUAAGUAUUUAUGAUAUACAUACAAAAUCCAAAAAGAAUUUACUACUAGCUAUUCUUAGUUUACUUGGGGCUCUAUCUACAUUUGAUGAAGUUGUUUAUGUCCCUGCUUUACCAGCACUGAUCAGAGAUUUGAAUAUCACAAAAACAUUGGCUUUGAUAUCUGUUAGUCUAUAUUUAUUUGGAAUAAGUCUGUCAAGUCUCGUUUGGGGAAUGCUAUUAGAUUAUUAUGGACGUAAAUGGGCAACAACAUUUGGGUUUAUUGCUUUUAUACCAACUUUAGUUGGAUGUUACUUUUCACCAAAUAUUUGUGUAUUCUUUAUCUUUCGUGCACUUCAAGGAUGUUUAGUUUCUCUAAUACUAGUCGCAGGACAAGGGACAAUAGCUGAUAUAUAUCAUCCUAGCGAACGUGGAACAGCUUAUGGAAUAUUUUUUGCAUCUUAUUUUGCUGCUGUAUUUCUCGCAUCUAUAGUGGGUGGUCAAUUAGCUGAGCAUUAUGGCUGGAGAUCUACAUUUCUAUCAGUAACAAUAAUUUCAGUUGUGGUGUUCAUAAGUUAUGUAUUAGUUGUACCUGAAACUCACCAAUAUCAAGUAAUAUGUAUGUAUCAGAAUCAAAGGAACAUAACGUUACUUGAAUCAGAUCAAGUUUCACCACCAAAAUUAACGAAUCCAUGUUUACCGUUGUUGUACUUAGGCGAUUGUACAGUUAUUCCUUAUGUCUUCGUUCUAGUUUGCGGCUUUAUAACGUUGAACUGCGGAUAUAUGCUUUUUUCUCCUGAUGUAUCUAAACCACCGUAUUCCUAUCGUGAAAGCACAAUCGGUAUACUUUUGCUUCCACAUAGUAUAGCUAUUUUAUCAGGGAGUGUAAUCGGAGGUAAAUUAUCUGAUUUGGUAACAAAAAAAUCUUUUCAACUGUCAACAAUCCCCGAAGAACGUAUUGUACCAGGACUAAUCUUGUUUGUAUUAGUACCCAUCGGCUCAAUUAUUUAUGGAUGGAGUAUUCAAUCUGGCGUACAUGUUUCGGUACUCAUAUUGGGGCAAAUACUCUACGCAUUUGGUCAAGGGGCAUCUCGACCUGGUAUACUUGCAUACUAUACAAUAAAAUAUCAAGAGCAUGCAGCUAGUAUUAACUCAGCAAAUAAUUUCCUUCAACAACUAACAACAUCAAUUGUUAUCGCAUUGGCCGAAAAAAUCGUACUAGUAAUCGAUAAUGGAUGGUUUUUUACAGUUUUAGCUGUCUGUAACUUAUUGGCAACAAUUGUUGCGGCUAUUAUAAUCUAUAGAAAAGUUAGAUUAUCUGCAAAUCCUGAAAAAAAGACGCUUCUUUAA
Molecule: messenger RNA, 1431 nt
Organism: Rotaria sordida
Lineage: Eukaryota; Metazoa; Rotifera; Eurotatoria; Philodinida; Philodinidae
Source: the annotation of a GenBank genome assembly